UCGUUUUUUGCUCCACGCCGCCGGCCCUAAGCCUCUCUCGGUUCCCCACCCACUCUGAACGCUAUGGCGGCGGCGGCCGCGGUUCCGGCUCUAUGUUUGGCUGAGGCGGCGGCGGUGACAACAGUUCUGGCACCGCGUCCGACGUCGUUGAGGACGUUCAGCAGCAGGAGCUGUGUCGCUUCUAUCCGCCGCUCUGCCCUGAAAUGCCACCCAAGUCGGCCCCUCACCACGGUGGCCGCCGCGGCUGCGGCGGGGGGCUCGCCCUCGACCGCCGUAUUCCACGGCGAGUGCUUCGUCGUGGGGGAUAACAUCGACACCGACCAGAUCAUCCCGGCCGAGCACCUGACCCUGGUGCCGUCCAAGCCCGACGAGUACCGCAAGCUCGGUUCUUUCGCCUUCGUCGGCCUCCCUACCGCGGCCUACCCGACGCCGUUCGUCGCCCCCGGCGAGGAGAAGACCCACUAUGCCGUCGUCAUCGGCGGCGCCAACUUCGGCUGCGGGUCCUCCCGCGAGCACGCGCCCGUUGCCCUCGGGGCCGCCGGCGCCCGCGCUGUGGUGGCCGAGGGCUACGCGCGUAUCUUCUUCCGCAACUCCGUGGCCACUGGUGAGGUCUACCCAUUAGAGCUAGCGGACACUGGAGCCUGGAAGGAGUGCAAGACCGGGGAUGUGGUGACGGUGGAACUUGAUAACUGCGUCAUGAUUAACCACACAUCCGGCAAGCAGUACAAGCUGAAGCCUAUUGGUGAUGCCGGCCCAGUAAUUGAGGCUGGCGGGAUCUUCGCCUAUGCCAGGAAGACCGGAAUGAUUGCAUCAAAGUCUGCGUGAGGGGAAGGGAGUUUAUUCUGCUGGCAAGAUAGUCGAGGCCUCUGCAAGUAGCAAGACUGGAUUGAGGAUUUGAAGUUAUUUCAGUUCUGUUUGCAAUAUUCCAUCAGUUAUACUGCUGUUUUGCAUAGGUUUUGUGUCUGUUUCUGAAAAUAAAAGUUACAGCGUACUGAACUAUGAUGUAUUAGUCCAUGUGAUCUUAUGUAACAUGUAAUACCCUCAUUUGUACCUGCCGAAUUGCCUAUCUGUUCCAAUAAUAUCGUUUCUUGUCAACUUGUGCCUACAA
Molecule: messenger RNA, 1108 nt
Organism: Oryza brachyantha (malo sina)
Lineage: Eukaryota; Viridiplantae; Streptophyta; Magnoliopsida; Poales; Poaceae
Product: 3-isopropylmalate dehydratase small subunit 1-like
Exons: 2
Coding region: 64-825 (253 amino acids)
Source: RefSeq, a predicted model, not a curated record